AUGCAGAUCACCAGUGUUAUGCUCAGCCUUGCCAGUCUCGGCCUGAACGUUCUUCCUGUUCAGGCCGGGCCUAUUCCUGGCGCUGAGGCUGCUCUGGCGGCGCGUCACACCGUCGAGAAGCGUCACGUUUACUCUCCUGACGUAGACGAAGCCCCCGUUGCCAAGCGCCAUGUCUACUCUGUUGACAAGGACGAGGUGGAGAAGCGUCAUGUCUACUCCCCGGAUGUUGACGAGACCCUCAACAAGCGGCAUGUUUACUCCGUCGAUAAGGACGAGGUCGAGAAGCGUCACGUCUACUCCCCGGAUGUCGACGAGACUCUUAACAAGCGUCACGUUUACUCUGUUGACAAGGACGAGACUCCCGUUGCCAAGCGCCACGUCUACUCCGUUGACAAGGACGAGGUUGAGAAGCGCCACGUCUACUCUGUCGACAAGGACGAGGUC
This is a messenger RNA of Colletotrichum acutatum, 444 nucleotides long. RefSeq lists its product as uncharacterized. The annotation marks the transcript as partial. NCBI's taxonomy places the organism in Eukaryota, Fungi, Ascomycota, Sordariomycetes, Glomerellales, Glomerellaceae. The transcript is spliced from 2 exons. The record is from RefSeq and is a predicted model, not a curated record.